AUGGCGCCCGUUGCCCCUUACGCCAACGACCACCGAGACACAAACGGUCCCGGAGACGCUCGUCCUACCGCCCUCAAGAUCGUCCGCGAUCAAGCUUUGGAUGGAAAGCUCAGCGGAAAGGUGAUUCUCGUCACUGGGGGCACCUCCGGCAUUGGAUUCCAGACAGCGCGUGCCUUGCAUGCUACUGGUGCGGACAUCUACUUUACAGGCCGAGACCCGCAAAAGGGCAAAGAAGCGGAGGAAGAGCUGAGGCGUGAUGGAAAAGCGGGAAAGGUUGAGUAUAUGGAGAUGAGCUUGGAUUCGCUGCGGAGUGUACGAGAGUUUACGGCUGCCUUUCUGAGGCGAACGAGUGGUAGAAUCAACAUUUUGAUUUGUAACGCCGGCAUCCGCGGAUAUCCUAAGGGACGGACCGAAGAUGGCUUCGAGUUGCACUUUGGAACCAAUCACCUCGGACACUUUGCUCUCUUCCAGGCUCUCAAAGAUGCCUUAAUCGCAUCGAGCGCGCCAUCUUUCCAUUCGCGUGUUGUCUGCUUGUCGGCUUCAGGCCACCGCCAGUCAGGCAUCCGAUUCGGCGACAUUAACUUUGACCAUGAAGAGGACUACCAGCCUCUGCUGGGGUACGCUCAAUCCAAGACGGCCAACAUAUACAUGGCCUUGGAGAUUGAGAGGCGGUUUGGAGCACGCGGUGUCCGCGGCCUGGCUGUUCAUCCAGGUGGCAUCGGCGGCACGAGACUCAAUCGAAUGACACCGGAAUCCCAACUCAACACCCUAAUCGGCGAUUCCAUCGUCGCGGGGAGAAUGAAGAAUGCUGAGCAAGGAGCCGCAACGACCGUAUGGGCAGCUUUGGCUCGCGAGUGGGAGGAGAGGGCGGGCGUCUAUCUAGAAGACUGCCAGGAGAGUGAGCCUUGGAACGGAGAUAUGACGGUUUUGGCGCCUGGAUAUGCGGCACACAUUCACGAUGCGGAGAGUGCAGCAAGGUUAUGGGAUAUCAGCUUGGAGAUGAUUGGAGCGGACCGGUCUACUUGA
Messenger RNA from Trichoderma citrinoviride, 1026 nucleotides. Its product is annotated as NAD(P)-binding protein. NCBI's taxonomy places the organism in Eukaryota, Fungi, Ascomycota, Sordariomycetes, Hypocreales, Hypocreaceae. The coding region runs from base 1 to 1026 and encodes 341 amino acids. The record is from RefSeq and is a predicted model, not a curated record. The transcript has 2 exons.